GCCGGGUCUGGCCGCGCUCCCUCCCCCGGUCCCCGCCCUCACUGCGCAUCGGAAACAUGGCGGCGGCGAGGGACUGAGCAGCCCCAGCGCUCGGCGGCCGCGCAGGUUCUGCUAUGCCGCAGUGGUUGUGCUGCCUUGGCUGUCUUGUAGGAGGGAUGGGGAACUAGAGCCCAUGACAGCUCCCUGGAGCCCUUGGCACUGUUGAGAUCUUGGCAUCUUCGGUCCCCUGAGGGCAGCCAGCGCCGGGAGCAGGCCAGCAGCAGGUGAUAGAAUGCGGAAGCCAGGCCCUCAGAAAGCCAUAGACUGGAAGGAUGGUAAAAAGCACAAGUACAGCCGGCCCGCAGAGUCCCCCUCCCAGUACCAAGGUCACUUCACCUGGGAGAAAUACCUGAAAGAGACCUGUGCCAUCCCAGCUCCUGCCCAUUGCUUCAAGCAGUCAUACACUCCACCUGCAAAUGAAUUCAAGAUCAGUAUGAAGCUGGAAGCCCAGGACCCCCGGAACACCACCUCCACCUGCAUCGCCACCGUGGUGGGGCUGACGGGCGCGCGCCUGCGCCUGCGCCUCGACGGCAGCGACAACAAGAACGACUUCUGGAGGCUGGUGGACUCUGCUGAGAUCCAGCCCAUAGGCAACUGUGAGAAGAAUGGAGGGAUGCUGCAGCCUCCUCUGGGCUUCCGCCUGAACGCCUCCUCCUGGCCGAUGUUCCUGCUGAAGACUCUGAACGGAGCAGAGAUGGCUCCCGUCAGGAUCUUCCACAAGGAACCACCAUCUCCAUCCCAAAACUUCUUCAAGACAGGUAUGAAGCUGGAGGCAGUGGACAGGAAGAACCCUCACUUCAUCUGCCCGGCCACCAUUGGGGAGGUGAGAGGUUCUGAGGUCCUCAUAACCUUUGAUGGCUGGAGAGGUGCCUUCGAUUACUGGUGCCGAUAUGAUUCCCGGGACAUCUUUCCCGUAGGCUGGUGCUCGCUGACUGGAGAUAACCUGCAGCCCCCUGGAACAAAAGUUGUGAUUCCAAAGAGCCCUCUGCCUGCCUCUGAGGUGGGCUCAGAGAAGCCAGGCAUGCACAGCAGCACCAAGGCUGCUCUGGGGCACCAGCAAGGGCAGAGGCGUCGCAAAGCAGGCAAGAAGCGUGGCCGAGCGACCAAAGCACUCAUCCACCACCCCAUGCCUACACCCUCCAAGGCAGUGGAGCCUUUGAAAUUCCCCAGAAAGAGAGGCCCCAAGCCUGGCAGUAAGAGGAAACCUAGGACAUUGCUGAACCCGGCACCCACCUCUCCAACAACCAGUACCCCAGAACCAGACACAAGCACUGUGCCCCAGGAUGCUGCUACAAUCCCCAGCUCUGCCAUGCAGGCUCCCACAGUUUGCAUUUACUUGAACAAGAAUGGCAGCACUGGGCCUCACCUAGACAAGAAGAAAGUUCAGCAGCUGCCUGACCACUUCGGGCCAGCUCGAGCCUCCGUAGUGCUGCAGCAGGCAGUGCAGGCCUGCAUCGACUGCGCCUACCACCAGAAAACUGUCUUCUCCUUCCUGAAGCAGGGCCACGGGGGAGAGGUCAUCUCAGCUGUGUUUGAUCGGGAACAGCACACUCUGAACCUGCCAGCAGUGAACAGCAUCAGCUACGUGCUGCGCUUCCUGGAGAAGCUGUGCCACAACCUGCGCAGCGACAACCUCUUCGGGAACCAGCCCUUCGCCCACCCCUGCCACAUGCAGCGCCCGCACCAGUGCGACCACGACAGGUACCUACCAGACAGAAGCAGCUCCUUAGACGUCUCUCAGCAGGGACCGGGCCGGGGGGCCAAGCGCUAUUGCCAGGAGUCCCCUCCCUACAGUGCUCCUCUCUCCCCCAAGUUACCAAAGAAUGACCGGCACCCCUUGGAAGGUGAAACCUUCGUGCUGGGAGAUGGCCUCCCAGGGCCCCUGGAGCCUCGCCUGGACCCCAUGGACUCUGCCUUGAACUCUGUGCAUUCCUCCAGCCACAGCCGGAGCUGCAGAGACUUUCGCCUGCAAGGCUACAGACACCCGCAGCAGCCCCCGAGCCUCAGCCCCGGCGCCGCCGCCCUGCGCAGGCUCAGCUCCGGGGGCUCGGACAGGUACCUUGGCUCUCGGGACGCGGCGAGGCCGGGCGGCCGCGACCCCUCCUGCUGGACGGUGGAGGAGGUGAUGCAGUUCAUCCGGCAGGCAGACCCCCAGCUGGGGCCGCACGCUGACCUCUUCCGCAAGCACGAGAUCGACGGCAAGGCCCUGCUGCUGCUGCGGAGCGAGAUGAUGAUGAAGUACAUGGGGCUGAAGCUGGGCCCAGCCCUCAAGCUCACCUACCACAUCGACAGACUCAAGCAAGGCAAGUUCUGAGCGGGCCCCGGAGCUCCGCUCCCGCCCUGCCCGCUCGCCAGGCACGCACGCAGCCCCCGCUGCCGGCGGGGCAGGAG
This is a messenger RNA of Dryobates pubescens (Downy woodpecker), 2430 nucleotides long. It is a transcript of the gene SCMH1, whose product is annotated as Scm polycomb group protein homolog 1. Gene Ontology annotation, biological process: regulation of DNA-templated transcription. The record is from RefSeq and is a predicted model, not a curated record. Gene Ontology annotation, molecular function: protein binding. Bases 272 to 2353 code for a protein of 693 amino acids. Gene Ontology annotation, cellular component: nucleus. The transcript has 16 exons. Lineage: Eukaryota; Metazoa; Chordata; Aves; Piciformes; Picidae.